AUGGACAGCAUCAGUAAUUCAGGUGUCAGUUUAAUACUGAAUCCUGAUAUUGCCAAUGUCAUAAAUGACCAUCAGCAUGAUCUAUCCACAUGUGAAGAAGAGUUUGAGAAUCAAGAGGAGAUUCAACAAAUGCUAGUCAAUGCAUUCGAUAGUCAUUCUUUAUCGAAUACAGAAAAUGAUGAUCAUGUUUUCGACGAUGAUGACGAAGAAGAAGAAGAACUUGUACCAAAUGAAAAUCCAAGAGCAGACGAUCAUCAUCUCUGUCAACAAGAGAAUGAAAGUCUUCGUCAACGUCUGGCGACUUAUAUGACCAAUGAAGAAAUCUAUCGGAAAACGACGUCCGAUUUCGAGAGCAAAAUCAACGAAUUGAAUGAAAAAUACGAACAGAAUCUUUUCUCUCUUCGUCUGGAAUAUGAAACAAAAAUUGAACAAUUAACGAUGAAAACCAGUGAACAGCAGAUCGAAAUGUUAACACUGAAACAAAUGUACGAAACGAUCUACGAUGAAAAAUGUCACGCCGAUCAGCAAAUCGAUGAACUUCGUUCAAAUGAACGAAAUCUUCAAGAAAAUCUGGAUCGAAUACAGGUCGAGAACGAACGACUCUCAAUAACGAGUAAAAAACCAUCAAUGCUAAACAAUGUUACUCAAACGGAACCAAACAAUGAAGUUCAAAAACAAAUCGAUGAGUUAAACAGAGUCAACAUUCAAUUAACUGAUCAAUUGAAGCGAUUACAAAUUCAAUUCGAUGAACGUGAACAAAUUCACUCAGCUGAAAAACUUCAAUAUGAAAAAUCGAUUGCAGAUCUAUCCAAACGACCUUCUAUGAUCUCUCUUCAACUUCAGACCGAUUUUCCCGAUGACGAUAGGAAAAUAAAACAAUUGCAAGGUGAACUGGAUGAUUACAAAUUGAAGCUCAACACUAAACAAAUGGAAUUUAACAGUUUGAAAUUCGAUUAUGACAAUCUUCAACACGAUAUGAAUGAUCGUUUGUCUUUAUUAACAAAAACUGUUCCAAAUGAUCAACUGAAUCAGGUUACCGUUGAACGCGAUCAAUAUUUAGCUGAACUAAUGAAACUUAAGAAUGAACUACCAGAAUUGAAACAACAAAUGAUCGAUAGUUUCCAGCUGAAAGUCGUUUCAUUCAAAGAACAAGUGAAGAAGUCGUUAGUUGAAAAGGAAAAUGAGUAUCGGAAAAAGAUUCAACAGAUUGAAGAUGAAUAUGUCCAUCAAUACGAGCAAGUUUUAGAGAAAAACAAACAAGUCGUACGUGGUUUGAUUCUUGCUAAGCAAGAAGAGUUUAACAACGAAAGAAAUGAAAUUAUCGCGGAAUAUGAAGAAAAAUUCAAAGUAGUUCAACAACAACAACAGCAGCAGCAAUUAAACAACGAUGAACGACGUACAUACGAACAGAAAAUUGAAGAAUUAACACGUGCUAAUGAUAAAUGCAGUCAAUAUCUCGCCAAACACGGCAAAACUACAUUAAAUCUUCAACAUUUCGAUGAAGCAAAGCGCAAAUACAACGAUGAAAUUCAUCGUCUCUACGAUCAAAUCGCCAAACAGAACCAACAACAAAUCAUAUUGAUCGAUGAGCAUCAAAAGCAACUUGAACAAGUCAAGUUAACUUACGAUCAACGCUAUCGGAUUCUUUUAGAUGAAUGGAAACUGUACAAUAACGAUUUACACGAGAAUAAUUCAAAAUUGAAAACAAAAUUAAAAGAAUAUGAAAAAACUAUCGCGCAAUUACGUUAUCAUAUCAUCAAUUUACAAAUUGAAUAUUUGCAAAGCGGCGGUAAUGCAAAUAAAAUUCUUCCCAUAUCCAAUGAAAUUUCAUAA
Molecule: messenger RNA, 1833 nt
Organism: Adineta ricciae
Lineage: Eukaryota; Metazoa; Rotifera; Eurotatoria; Adinetida; Adinetidae
Source: the annotation of a GenBank genome assembly